CCAGCCCCGUCCCGCCGCCGGCCCCGGAGGACGGGGAGCGCCCGCCCCGGCCCCCCCUGGCCGGUGGGUACCGGGCGGGGGGCGCCGGGUACCGGCAACUUGUGUUUAGCGUCCGGCGGUACCGACUGGGGGGAGCCCCCCCUCUACCCGACGAGAUUUGGGUUUAAACUUUGGGUUUUGGGGAGCCCCGAAGAUGCCUUUCCACCCGGUGACGGCGGCGUUGAUGUACCGGGGGAUCUACACCGUCCCCAACAUCCUCGCCGAGCAGCGCCCCGUGGAGAUCCCCGAGGAUGAGCUGGAGGAGAUCCGGGAAGCCUUCAAGGUGUUCGACCGCGAUGGCAACGGGUUCAUCUCCAAGCAGGAGCUGGGCACGGCCAUGCGCUCCCUGGGGUACAUGCCCAACGAGGUGGAGCUGGAGGUCAUCAUCCAGCGCCUCGACAUGGACGGUGAUGGGCAGGUGGACUUUGAGGAGUUUGUGACAUUGCUGGGGCCCAAGCUCUCCACUUCGGGCAUCCCAGAGAAGUUCCAUGGCACCGACUUCGACACCGUCUUCUGGAAGUGUGACAUGCAGAAACUGACGGUGGACGAGCUGAAGCGGCUGCUGUACGACACCUUCUGCGAGCACCUGUCCAUGAAGGACAUCGAGAACAUCAUCAUGACAGAGGAGGAGAGCCACAUGGGCACGGCCGAGGAGUGCCCCGUCGACGUGGAGACCUGCUCCAGCCAGCAGAUCCGCCAGACCUGCGUGCGGAAGAGCCUCAUCUGCGCCUUCGCCAUCGCCUUCAUCAUCAGCGUGAUGCUCAUCGCCGCCAACCAGGUGCUGCGCAGCGGGAUGAAGUAACGGGGCAGCCCCGCCGCCGGGACCCGCAGCGACAGCGAGGAGGAGACACCUAUAAAUAUCUAUAAAUAUCUCUAUGUACAUCCAUCUGUGGCCCAGAGACGUGACCCCCCCGGGCGGGGGGCAGCCGAGGGGACAGAGCCGCGCCGGGGCCCCGCCGUGCCGGGCGCCGCCGUCGCUGCUGUGGGCAGAGCACGGAGACUUUGGUACCGACACCGACCCCCCCUCGCCAGACAAAAUCCGACCCGUGAGUGCAUGUGACGUGCAUGGAGCCCCGUGAGCCCCCUCCCGCGGCGGAUCCCGUCGGAUUCUCCGAUCUAGCGUUAGAGCUCAUAUUUAGGAUAAACCAAAUCAUCCCCUAAGCAAUACACGCGCCUGAGAUGGUUCCUAGAGCCGGGAGCGUUUGCAUGGACUUGGCUGCCAAGGGCUGGAUUCCACCCCCCCAGAGCCCCUCCCUGUCCCCGUGCCGUGCCUCGGUUUCCCCAGCUGCCCGGUGCGGGGACAUUCCUGACCUCCUGCUUGAUGCACUUUGAGCCGACCCCCCUUGGGAAGAGCUGGAGCGACCCCGAGGCCGGGGAGCCCCGCACGCCCCGGAACCCCCAGCCUGUAUGUAGCACCCACCUGGGCACGGACUGGUUGGAUUUGGGGCCGUUUCUCAUUCUUUGGAGUUUUUGGGGUUUUUGGGGUGGUGGUUUUGUUUUUGGUUUUUUGUUUCUGUUUUUGUUUUUUUUUGUUCUUCCUGGUUGGUUGUUUCCGAUCUGAAAUAAAACUGGGAUUUCUG
Messenger RNA from Agelaius phoeniceus (red-winged blackbird), 1619 nucleotides. NCBI's taxonomy places the organism in Eukaryota, Metazoa, Chordata, Aves, Passeriformes, Icteridae. The record is from RefSeq and is a predicted model, not a curated record.